AUGAAAGAUAUCCUGCUGCGUGAAAGAAUCAUUGGUUACCAUUUAUGUAAGCACGCAGACAAAGCCACUCAGGACCCCGGUCGAUUUGUUCGCAAUUUAGUCGACUUGAUGGCCAGAAGAGUUCCAGAAUAUGGAAUGUUGGUCUCUAACAGCUUAUUAAUCCUUUCAGUUCUUAAGAGUUGUUCAGGAGAUCCGCUUGAAUGCUUCGAACAAGCCGUGAUGGCGCCACUUUUGCAGUUAAAAGGUGAACCUCAAACCUAUUUCAUUAUCAUAGAUGCCUUAGACGAAUGCUCGUCAGACAGUGGAGGGACUUCAGUGGUUCAGUUUAUCAGAGAAACGUCCAGUAAGCUGCCAAAAUGGAUCAAGCUUGUAAUGACUUCUCGCAAUGACUCAAAUGUAUUAAAACACUUCAGUCAUUUUCGCAAAGUGUAUUUGUCUUCCAAAGAUGCACGAAACUUACAAGACAUCGAAGUCUUUAUCACCGCUAAACUAUUCGAAGACGCUUCUAUUCUCGAAAGAUUGAAAGCUAUGUUAGGUUCUAGUAGCGGUGAAGAGAUUUCUUUCCUGACGAGCAGGUUAUUAAGCCAGAGCCAAGGAAAUUUUCUUUACGUAAAAGAAAUGUUCCAUUUUUGGAAAGAAGAUAGGAAUAAUGACUUCGGACAUAUCCCAAAAACAAUUGGUGGGAUUUACGAGAGGUACUUGAAAAGGAUUUAUGGUUCCAGAGAGAAAUUCAAGCCCGCUUUAGCUAUUCUAGAGAUCAUGGUGGCUGCAUUUGAACCGAUGCCGGUUGAUGAUUUGUAUCGAGUUUUAAGAACGCAGGAAAACAUCGACUAUGAAUAUGAAUUUGUUUACGCGCUUAAAGAUCUUUCACAUUUUAUCAGAUAUGGCGCAGACAACACCAUCACUAUUUUCCACCUUUCCUUUACAGAGUGGCUCACUAGCAAUGAAAACCUUGGAAACCCAUACUAUGUAAGUCUGAAACGUGGUCAUAGACGCUUAGCGGAAUAUUAUUUAAGUGUUGUAAAAAAGACCCAGAACUCUUCUAUGGACAUCUACCGUUUAGCUCAACACGUUACUUUUGGAGAGGGUGACGAAAAUUUUCUAGAAGAGUUUGGCAAUAUCAAAGCUUCUUACAUAAAUGCCUCUAUUGACGGCGAGAACAGGACACUUCUCCAUCUAGCUGCAGAAAAUAGCAAUAGAAAAAUUCUUGAGUUACUUGUUCCAGCGUUUGAUAGCGUUGACUGUGAGGACAACUACGGCUUUACUCCUGGCUUUGUUGCAGCAAAGAGCGGUCUCAAAGAAAACGUUGAAUUUCUCAUCAACAAGGGAGCUAACAUUGAACACCGAACAAAGCCACCACCUUCGCUCUACUCUCUAAUGGAUAGCUCUGUACUUGCAACUGAUCCUAUUGAACGAGCCAAAACCACCCUUUGGAACUCCACCAUGGUACACGCAGCUGCAUCGGGAGGUCAUACAGCCGUAAUACGAGCUCUUCUGAAAAGGAACGCUUCGUUUCGAGAAGUAAAUGGUGUUAACUUGACAGCCAUCCAGCUCGCAGCACAAAAUGGACAUUUAGAUGUUGUUCAGCUUUUGUACUAUAGUGGGUCAAAUGCAGACCAUCUUUGUCUUCAAUAUGCAGCUCACGCCGGCCAUACAGACGUUGUUAAAUUCCUCAUGAAGAUCGGUAUACUGGACACCUGCAUGCCAUGUGAUGGUAUAUUUUACUGGCUUGGAAACAAAGUCCGAUAUCAGGCAGGGCCUAGUUAUAACUUCAACGACUCACAUGGGUACAUUUUGGCAGACGAUGAUUACAGAAUCAAAUGCCAAAGUGCACUUCAUUUAGCAGUCGCCGAAAAACAUACAGAGGUUGUUAAAUUACUACUUUCUGUGGAAGAUAAUACAAUCCAUUGCAAGGACUUCACAGGCCGAACUCCUCUGCAUGAAGCGAUAAGACAAAAUCAUGUGGAAAUAUCAGAGCUUCUUAUAAGAAGUGGUGCAAGAGUUUCUCAAAAAUGUAUGCGCUUUCAAAAUUUAUCCUCUGUUUGCAACAACUCAGAGAAGUGUAAUCAGCUGAGAACAUUUUUAAACAAAAGAGAGCUAGAAGAAUACGAAAGGGAUCUGUGCCAUUGUGGCACCACACCCUUUCUACUUGCAGCAAGAUACGGUUAUAUUGAGGUCGCGUCCCUGCUUUUGCGGUAUGGUGCAAAGUGUGACGAUAAGGAUUGCCAAGGGGCCACGGUUCUUCACAUUGCUGCAUGUCAUGGGCAUUACGAUUUAAUUAGAUGGCUCAUCUCUCAACGAACUUCUCUUCAUCUUAACAUGAAAAGUAAAAACCUCUCUACACCGCUUCAUAGCAGCGCCAUUUGUAAAAUCAACCGGGACAUCAAACCUCUGUUAGACAUGGGUGCGAACAUCUAUGAAACUGAUGAAAACGGAAUGACGCCUCUGCAUUAUACUGUCAUAAAUGCAUAUGAAACCGAUUCAAUUGUAUUAUUUCGAAGAGUGAUCGCGAACGGUUCGUUGUUUACCACAGUUCUGGGGUCAAAGGGUGAUAUUACGGUGACACGUGAUUCUGAUGUCAUUUAUAGGACUUUGCCGUUAAACUUUCAGUGUUCAAAGCUUACAGAUAUUAUAGAAUCAUCAAAUAAUUCGUACAUAAAUGCGAUGGAUAUAAAUGGAAGAACAGCCUUGCAUCUCGCAGCAAAAAAUGGAGAGGAGUGUUGUGUCAUACGGCUACUGGAAAAACGCGCAAAAGCAGAUUUAUAUGACCUUCAAGGGAAAACCCCUCUAGACUUUGCUACGGCGUUUUCUACCGAAGUGCGCGAGUGUAGCUGGUGCGACAACAUCGAUGAUUUAGACAUAAUUCUGGCCGUAAACCAAAGGUAUCACGAUUCAAUAGUUAGGAUUCUCCUCUCAAGAGAGGUUAACUUAACCCAGACGUGCGACGAAGAAAAAACACAUAUAUUGCGCCACGCCUUUGAAGUGCACAAGCUAGUAAUUGCUUACCUUAUACCUUCGAAGGGCUUUAGGCUAAGCUGUAAAGAUGCGCAAGGUCGAACACCACUGUUAACUCACCUUCAGAGUGGUGGCAAGUGGCUGGACGUAAUCUUGGAACGAUUUGAUGCACCCAUUCACAUCGACUGUGGGAAGCCAUUUAACACGUCCGAAUUCCACCUGCUGGCAUUCAGAAAGCCGACAGGCCCGUCAGAAAAUCUUCUGGAUACCACACCUGUGAUAACUUUACUUUUUCUCGUUAUGAAAGCGAUAAAGGCCCCUCCCUUAGGAUUCCGUGUCAUAGACGAGUGUCGUGAUGCAGAGGGAUACACAGCGUUACAUAGAGCUGCUCAAGGUGGCAAUCAGCUUGUACUGAAGACAUUUCUCUCGUUAGGCGCUGAUCCUUCCAUUUUGACUUCUAAGGGUAAUAGCGCUUCGGAAAUCACCAUUGUGUGUGCAAGGAUAAGCCCGUUCCCAUCAAAUAAUCGUAGACGAAUUGGAAUCGGCUGAUCUUUUGCUUCAAGCUUCGAAACAAUUUGAUGUUGGAUGCAACAUAUGAAGGUGGCUUGCGAAAGAUCCUAUUGCAGUUUUCAGAUUCCUUUUAGAAAAUACAUAUCAAUAGUAGAAUUCAAGUUUCUUCCCUUUUUCUUACCACUUGUAAUGAAAUAAAUAUACUUGCACCUUA
Molecule: messenger RNA, 3679 nt
Organism: Pocillopora damicornis (cauliflower coral)
Lineage: Eukaryota; Metazoa; Cnidaria; Anthozoa; Scleractinia; Pocilloporidae
Product: transient receptor potential cation channel subfamily A member 1-like
Molecular function (GO): protein binding
Source: RefSeq, a predicted model, not a curated record